UUUAAGUGUCCUCUUCAGCUGUUAGAACACAACUGAGAAAUGAGUAUCCUAACAUGGUGUUGUACCCUCGUCUUUCUGUGCCUGCUUGCUCUAUUUGCAUGUGAAAACACUUCUAUAGUACCUAAAGCUGGAGAUCAUGAACCUCAGGAGAAAGAUAAGCAGCUUAAGGAUGUGUAUGAUAUAAUGGCCAAAUCCAGUGGAAAAGGCCAUCGAAAAAUACAUGGAGAAAUGCAUGUAGUUCAUCAUUUGAAGAUUUCCCAGAAAGCAAAGGGAACAUAUGGUGGUGCCGCGGACAUUAACCGUCCAAAAUCCAGCCGCAAUGCAGCAACCUCUUUCCUGGGUAAACCUCCCACUUUAUUCUUCUCAGCUGUAAUCAGGCACAUUAUCAUCGGAUGGUUCAUAUUUGCUCUGGUUUGAUUGCCUGGUCUAUGAAGAUGAUCAUUUAGGACUCAACCUGUAACUCAGGAACUUCUUUUUUCUUUUCGAAAAAUUCCAAUGUUAAGCUGCCUUCUUUCAA
Messenger RNA from Argentina anserina (silverweed cinquefoil), 517 nucleotides. RefSeq lists its product as uncharacterized. The transcript is spliced from 2 exons. The coding region runs from base 40 to 417 and encodes 125 amino acids. The record is from RefSeq and is a predicted model, not a curated record. Lineage: Eukaryota; Viridiplantae; Streptophyta; Magnoliopsida; Rosales; Rosaceae.